Messenger RNA from Nematocida minor, 243 nucleotides. RefSeq lists its product as uncharacterized. The coding region runs from base 1 to 243 and encodes 80 amino acids. The record is from RefSeq and is a predicted model, not a curated record. NCBI's taxonomy places the organism in Eukaryota, Fungi, Microsporidia. Gene Ontology annotation, molecular function: zinc ion binding. The transcript has a single exon.
AUGUCCAACCAGCUGAUUGCAUAUGCAGUUGAAGGGGGCGCUGAUAGCAUAGAAACUGCGCAGAUGGAGGAAGAAGGAGUAGUGUACUAUGCUGCUGGCGCUGAGUUUGUGAUCAUCGAUGGAAAUAGAGCAGGAUGCACAUGCAAAGGACUUACCAUCUGCCAGCACAUACUUGCGGUAGUAAAAAAUGAAUAUCCAUCUGAUAGUACAGUGCUCGUAGACAUAAUAAAUAGAGUGAUGUAA